GUUUUUCAUGGAGUGAGUGACGCCUCUGGCUGGCUAACGGUGGCUGGAACUGGACGUAACUUCCACAGGACGGAGUGGAGAAAAGCCAGCAAAACAGUUUUUUGAUUUCGUUCUUGCUGUUCUUCGACUCAAGCCUUCUUGCCUCGCUCGGGGUUGUCUCAGGGAGUAUGAAAGUUUCGCCUUAGCCCCAGCCCCGAAACAGCGGUUCUAGCGGCUUCCUAUUUCCUCUGACUAGGAGGAACGGCCGCUAUUGCUCACUUUUCGGUGAGAAGUGGUGAGGUGGCUGGCGGCGCCUGAAAUUGAGAAGCACAGGCUCUAUCUGCGGCGUUAUUUGUCCGGCCGUGAGGCUCCUAGCCUUCUAUCUGCUGAAGUAUCUCACCGCGUUCCUGCUGUCGAUCUUCGUGGAGAGAUUUUGCAAAAGCGAGACCCGAUAAGACAUUGUAAUCUUCACUUACUCCUCCAAUUAAACUUUGUUUAAAUGUAGAGUAUUUUCUCCCCCCGGAACUUGCAUUGCAAGCCCUGGAUACUUUGCACGGAAUUUGUAUGCUUGGCUCAUGAUGACUUUGUUCCUGAAAGACUGGUGUUAGUUUAUAGUUAAUUGGUUUAUAGCUAGUUAACUUUGGUGAAGGAAGCAAAACAAGACAUUCCUUCACCUCCUUAUUGAUGGGCAGAAAACUCCUUAAUCUCUUUUAUUACAAUUUCUUGAGAAAUUGUGAUUCCUUUACACAGACUUAUCAAGAGCAGGAAAGUUUGGGUCCAAUAUACAAUGGAGCAUGGCAAAAUGGAUUAUUUCUGUGAACAAGUACAACAAAAAGAUGUGGGCCGCAGGUUGCAAGUUGGCCAGGAAUUUCUGGAAUAUUUGAAUGAUCCCAGCAUUUCUACUGAUCUUGAGCAGGAUCAACAGUGUCUUGAUAAAGUAAUCGAUGAAUUAACAAGAUGGGUUAACUCUAGUAAUUAUAAGGUAUCAUUACUUGGAUUAGAUCUUCUAGGUGCCUUUGGUGAAAGACUAUUAGGACGUUUCAGAACCUAUGUAGGAACUGUUCUCGUAGCACUGAUGGAUCGACUGGGAGAUGCCAAAGACCAGGUUCGAGAACAGGCGCAGAAUCUCAUUUUGAAGUUAAUGGACCAAGUAGCUCCACCAAUGUUCAUUUGGGAGCGGCUUGCUGCUGGCUUUAAACACAAGAACUAUCGUUCACGAGAAGGCGUGUGUCUGUGUCUUGUUGCAACAUUAAAUGUUUAUGGUGCACACUCACUAAUUCUCAGCAAACUGGUACCACACUUAUGUCUUUUGUCUGGAGACUCCAGUAGUCAGGUGAGAGAUGCUGCAAUUGUGGCACUUAUGGAGAUUUACAAACAUGUAGGAGAAAAAGUAAGAGUGGAUCUUAACAAGAGAGGAAUUCCUGCUGCAAGAUAAAAGCAUUGAUGAUGAAGAAUCAGGGGAUGGAAAUAGGCCAUCUGCAACUGCCUCAGGUUUCAAGGUUCCUGCACCUAAAAAACCUGGAAAUCCUUCAAAUACAACAAAAAAGCCAGGAUCUGCUGGUGGGCCCAAGGUUGUAGGCACUACCAAGGAAGGAGGAGCUGGUGCUGUUGAUGAAGAUGAUUUCAUAAAGGCAUUUACAGAUGUUCCUACUGUACAGAUUUAUUCUAGUCGUGAACUUGAAGAAACACUAAAUAAAAUCAGGGAAAUCUUGUCAGAUGAUAAACAUGAUUGGGAUCAGCGCACUAAUGCGCUUAAGAAGGUCAGGUCAUUACUUGUUGCUGGAGCUGCGCAAUAUGAUGGCUUUUUCCAGCAUUUACGACUGUUGGAUGGAGCAUUUAAAUUAUCUGCUAAAGAUCUCAGAUCACAGGUGGUUAGAGAAGCAUGCAUCACAGUAGC
Thamnophis sirtalis is the source of this 1876-nucleotide messenger RNA. The record is from RefSeq and is a predicted model, not a curated record. NCBI's taxonomy places the organism in Eukaryota, Metazoa, Chordata, Lepidosauria, Squamata, Natricidae.